CGGAUUUCUCGGCAAUUUUAUUCAAUCAUCACCAACCAUUUGGGAACAAACCAGGCUGGGGUGGCUGGACAGCUGAAAGCGGGCGCCCAACGCUCAUUCAUCCCUUGGACCACGCUCUUUCGCUGUCGCAUCCAACUUCUUUCAACAUUGUCUGAUUGCGCAAUCCAACAUCUAGUGGAUUGAAUCCACCGCGACAACGACGACUUCACACGCCAGGCACUUUCGCUUGCCCAUCAUGGCGUCGAGGUGGCUCACUCUCUUCCUCCUCCUGUCGCCCGCCCUCGCCGCCGAGAACAACUUUGGCUUCUACCCAAAGGGCGCCCAGAGUUGUCUAUACAAGGCUGCCGACGAUGCAGACUGCACUGGAAAGGACUCCAAGGAGCUCAACUAUUGUCUUUGUGGUCAGGGCAGUUACAAGAACGAUUUCAUCCUCGGCUCCGCACGAUGCGUUGGCCAGGAAUCACCCGACGAUGUCGACAAAACCUUUGACACCAUGCAACAGGCAUGCAAGGACUCGUCCACGCCCCUGAAGGUGACCAAGGAGGAGUUUCAAGAGGCUGCAAAGGAAGGCGAAACGACGACAACAACAGCGGACAGCUCAACGAUCACGACGACAACGAAGAGCAAGCAGACGGCCGAUUUCACCACGACAUCGGGUGGCAGGACAAUCACUGUUAUCGCAACUAGUGACAACAGCAACGACGACAAAGAUACUACCAAGAACGAUAACUCGAGCCUGUCAACUGGCGCCACGAUUGGAAUCGCGGUCGGAGCUGCCCUCGUCGGAGCUGCAUUCAUUGGCGCCGGUGUCUUCUUUCUCCUGCGACGACGAAAGCGCAAGUCUGAAGAGUCUCACCCAAUGCUUCCUCCCAACUACGACGGAAACCAUGAGUACGCUGGCGCAUCAACAUACCCACCCUCAGAGCCAAAGCCGGCGUGGGCAACUACCGCACCCAACCAACAAGGCUAUAACCAUCCGUAUGCCGGCACCUACGCCCCUCCGAAGCCACAAGAUGUGGCAAACCCAAACCUCGUCUACGAGAUGGACGGUUCCAUACCACCUCCGCUUAUGGAGAUGCCCGGGACAACACCACACGGACACGGACACGGACGGUGAUGACAUGUGACGAAAGAAAACGGAAUUGGAUUGGGAGUCUUGGAGGAAUUUGGAUUGGUACUGGAACGGAAUAAUGGCCAUAUACUCGGGAUGGCUGGCGUCCAACGGUUGGAUGUACAAACAUGAGGCACUCCGGCAGGGGGCCUCGAGGAGUUAAUCAUUGAUUUGGGUCAACUUGAGAUUCUGCGUCAUGCUGAUUGUAUAUCACUGAUGGCGAUAUUGAAUGUUAUGUUUUAUCAUCUUC
Fusarium vanettenii 77-13-4 is the source of this 1361-nucleotide messenger RNA. RefSeq lists its product as uncharacterized. The transcript has a single exon. The record is from RefSeq and is a predicted model, not a curated record. Bases 236 to 1117 code for a protein of 293 amino acids. Lineage: Eukaryota; Fungi; Ascomycota; Sordariomycetes; Hypocreales; Nectriaceae.